UGUAUGCAUACUGUAGUUUCACACGCCAACUCAAAAUAGUGGUCGCAACGAGCAGAAACUUCAAACUUGAGUUAGAAACCUGAAAAGAUGAAUGGGACGGAAGCUCCCAGUUUUGCUUCAGCAGCGCUGAUGUUCAACUCGGUAGAGUACUCUGUACUCUGUUCCAUGCUGCUGCUCUCUCUGCUGGUCGGAGUGUACUACGGUUGGUGUGAGAAACAGGACACGGUGGCUGAGUACUUGCUGGGAGGGAAGAAAAUGUCCGCUUUUCCUGUUGCAAUGUCCCUUACCUUCAGUCACGUUUCUGGCGUUAGUCUGAUCGGGAUACCAGCAGAAAUUUACUCCUACGGGACUCAAUAUUUCAUCAUGAGUGUCACCUUCGGGAUCAUGUACUUCAUAGUGGUAAACAGCUUCCUUCCGGUGUUUUUCCAUCUCCAGCUCAAUUCGAUAUACGAGUAUUUGGAACUUCGAUUCAGUAAAGGAACGAGGACUUUAGCUUCUUUAUUAUUUGCGCUGUCCUUGAUAUUAUUCAUGCCUGUUGUUAUCUACUUCCCGGUGAUGGCUUUUAAUCAAGUGACGGGGGUCUCAAUAUACAUAAUGACGCCCAUCAUAUGCAUCAUCUGUGCUUUCUACACUUCUAUUGGUGGCCUGAAGGCGGUGGUAUGGACAGACCUGUUACAAAGUGCCUUCACAGUUUUAUCCAUUAUCUUCAUCAUGGUCCUGGGAUUUCUGAAGAUUGGCAGCAUAUCAGAGGUGAUCAGGAUCAAUGAAGAAGGGCACAGGCUGGAGUUAUUCAACAUGGAUUUGAGUCCUUUUGCACGUAACACGUUCUGGUCCAUUUGCUUUGGAUCCGUAUUCAACUGGUUAAGUCACGUGGGUGUUCACCCCGGCACUUCUCAGAGAUUUGUCGCCGUAUCAACUGUCAAGGAGGCCAGAUCGUACGUAUAA
Homalodisca vitripennis (glassy-winged sharpshooter) is the source of this 945-nucleotide messenger RNA. RefSeq names its product sodium-coupled monocarboxylate transporter 2-like. The coding region runs from base 88 to 945 and encodes 285 amino acids. The record is from RefSeq and is a predicted model, not a curated record. NCBI's taxonomy places the organism in Eukaryota, Metazoa, Arthropoda, Insecta, Hemiptera, Cicadellidae. The transcript is spliced from 8 exons. Gene Ontology annotation, cellular component: membrane. Gene Ontology annotation, molecular function: symporter activity. Gene Ontology annotation, biological process: transmembrane transport; sodium ion transport.